Triticum turgidum subsp. durum (durum wheat) is the source of this 675-nucleotide messenger RNA. The record is from the annotation of a GenBank genome assembly. Lineage: Eukaryota; Viridiplantae; Streptophyta; Magnoliopsida; Poales; Poaceae.
AUGGCGCCGGCGCUGAAGGUCUACGGAUGGGCGGUCUCACCGUUCGUGGCACGCGCGCUGAUCUGCCUGGAGGAAGCAGGCGUCGACUACGAGCUCAUCCCCAUGAAACGUGAGGCCGGCGACCACCUCCUGCCGGACUUCCUCGCCAGGAACCCCUUCGGCCAGGUCCCCGUUCUCGAGGACGGCGACCUCACCCUCUUCGAAUCGCGCGCAAUCGCGAGGCACGUGCUUCGCAAGUACCAGCCGGAGCUGCUGGUGGGCGACGGCUCGCCGGAGUCGGCGGCGAUGGUGGACGUGUGGCUGGAGGUGGAGGCCCACCAGUACAAUCCCUCGGCUGGUGCCAUCUCGAUCCAGUGCCUCCUCGUCCCGUUCCUCGGCGGCACGCGCGAUCAGGCCAUCGUCGACGAGAACGUCGUCAAGCUGAGGAAGGUGCUGGAGGUGUACGAGGCGCGGCUGUCGGCGUCCAAGUACCUCGCCGGGGAGUCGGUCAGCCUCGCCGACCUCAGCCACUUCCCGCUCAUGCACUACUUCAUGGAGACGGAGUACGCGUCGCUGGUCGAGGAGCGCCCGCAUGUCAAGGCGUGGUGGGAGGAGCUGAAGGCCAGGCCGGCGGCGAGGAAGGUCACGGAGUUCAUGUCGCCGGACUUUGGGAUGGUGAAGAAAGCAGAGCAGUGA